AAUUUUAAAGGGAUAGUUAAUAAAUAACUGUUGUCAAAUUUGAAAUUAUAAACGCUAAGCUAAACAAGUUAGUUCUUUGCUUUCUGUGCACUUCACAGUUUUGGGACAUGACUGAGUACUGCAUCCAGUAUCUGUGUGGGUGAUAAGUGUCACCGCUGAUAAUGUCAAAAUUGUCCCUGGGAAGGAAGACAUCCACUGUUAAAUUAAACAGCUGGGUGGAACCGUCUUUCGGUGACCUUCUGGGAGGCUCUGCAGUGAAAAGUCUGGGCUUAAAGAAAGUCUCACGUUCCAAUGAGAGCUUGAGCAAAGCGAGAUCAUUCGCCGAAGACCCAUCAGAAAAGAAGCCCAAAAAGAGAAAGGCAGACUCCCAUGUCUUAGCUCAUCAGUUUCCUUCCUCCAGCAAAACUUCAUUAGAGGAUCGCGAUGAACCCUGGGUGGACACACACGCUCCUAACUCACAGGCGGAACUGGCAGUUCAUAAGAAGAAGGUUGAGGAGGUUGAAAACUGGUUGAGAAUUCACCUGGACUUAAAACGUGCAAACCAGGGUGGCGCCAUUCUCCUACUCACAGGCCCCUCAGGUUGUGGAAAGACAGCCACUGUCCAGGUCCUGGCUCAGGAUCUGGGCUGCCAGAUCCAGGAGUGGUCCAAUCCAUCCACCACCUCAGACUAUAGGGCUGAUGACGCCUACACACGGGUCUUUGACCCGGAUUCAAGGUUUAACAGUUUCCAUGGCAGCUCUCAGACAGGAGCCUUCCAGGAGUUCCUGCUCAGGGCCAAUAAAUACAGCCGCCUUCAGAUGAGUGGAGACAGCCAGUCCACCGAACACAAAAUCAUCCUUAUAGAGGACUUUCCAAACCAGUUUUACAGACAGCCAAGUUGUCUCCAUGACAUUUUGAGGCGUUUUGUGAGGACGGGACGGUGUCCACUGGUUUUCAUCGUUUCAGACAGUUUGAGUGGCGACAGGGGUUCCAGGCUUCUCUUCCCCAAAGACGUUCAGGAGGAGCUUGGGAUCCACAACAUCAGUUUUAACCCCGUGGCUCCCACCAGCAUGAUGAAGGUUCUUAGCCGCAUUGUUACGCUCGAGGCAGGCAAGGGUUCGGGCCGUAUCGCGGUGCCUGACAGAGCGUCUCUGGAGCUGCUGUGUUCUGGAAGUGCAGGAGAUAUACGUAGUGCCAUCAACAGCCUUCAGUUCUCCACUCUCACUGAUCAUUCUCUGGAAAAGGGGCUAUGGGCCGGUAAAAAGGGCAAACCGGCGUCUUCAUCCAGAAAGGGAUCAGUUAAGGGGAGAAGGAAGAGCAAGGUCCACAGAGCCACUGAGAUGACGGAGGACAGCCAGGCUAUCGGAGGAAAAGACGCCUCUCUCUUCCUAUUCAGAGCGCUGGGGAAGAUUCUCUACUGCAAACGUGAAGCCUAUGAAGGCUCUGAAACACCAAAGCUUCCCUCACACCUGUCAGAACAUCAGAGAGAUAAACUGCUCAUUGAUCCUGAGCUUGUUGUAGAGCGUUCACACAUGUCCGGUGAGUUCUUUAGCCUCUACCUGCACCAGAAUUACCUGGAUUUCUUCUCUGACAUAGAGGACGUGACUCGAGCCAGUGAGUACCUGUCAGCUGCCGACUUCCUCACUGCUGAUUGGACGUCCCGGGCCACUAUGUUGGAGUAUGGAUCGUCUGUGGCCACCAGGGGCCUCAUUCAUUCCAAUUCUGCCCGCUCGUCAGCCACCAGCCAAUCAUCUGUCGGCUUCAAACCACUUCACAAACCCCAUUGGCUGCACAUCAACAAGACGUAUCGUGAGAACUGCCUGACAGCUCAGUCACUGUUUGUCAGUUUCUGUCUUCCUCCCGUGAGCCUCCUGACGGAGCUCGUGCCCUACCUCGCCCAGCUCAACAACCCCAUGAGGAACCAAGCUCAGAUAGCCUUCAUACAGGAUGUGGGCCAUCUUUCCCUCAGACGGUUUCCUGGCAGAUUGAAACUUGAAGUGCUUGGUGAUAAAGACCCUGGUGGAUUGGACCUUGACAGUGAAGAUGAAGACAGUAGCAACUUGGCCACUAACCCAAGCACAAGCACCACGGCCGAGGAGCCAGCUGAGCAGGCGGAGCCCUCAGUAGAGCCCACCAACCCCAGCAGCAGUCAGGAAGUGGGCGGAGACUUUCCUGCCAGUCAGCCCCGCCCUUCCAAUACAGAGGCCCUCCUAGAAGAAGAGGACCUGAUUAUUGAGGAGUAUGACAGUGAUUGAUUGACCAAUCACAAAACAGACUGGCCCCACCCUUGUUCCUGACAUCUUCUCAGAUUUUCUUUGGAUAUUUG
Messenger RNA from Chanos chanos (milkfish), 2305 nucleotides. It is a transcript of the gene rad17, whose product is annotated as RAD17 checkpoint clamp loader component. Lineage: Eukaryota; Metazoa; Chordata; Actinopteri; Gonorynchiformes; Chanidae. The transcript has 17 exons. Gene Ontology annotation, molecular function: DNA clamp loader activity; chromatin binding. Gene Ontology annotation, cellular component: nucleus; Rad17 RFC-like complex. Gene Ontology annotation, biological process: mitotic DNA replication checkpoint signaling; DNA damage checkpoint signaling; DNA repair. The coding region runs from base 162 to 2234 and encodes 690 amino acids. The record is from RefSeq and is a predicted model, not a curated record.